CUGUUGGACCAGGACGCACAUCAGUGGAAUCAAUCCACUUUUACCAUUUUUCCGAGUGAUUUUUAUGUUUUUGUCAAUGUUAUCGGUACCCACUCUAUCGCGUUAAAGAUUUUUUUUGUUGGGCCCUGAUAAACAGGAGAAUAUUCAUGAAAAUGUGGAGGAGGUUGAGAUUUUUCCUGCCGGUGUUUUUCCUCUGGUGCACGAAUGCUUCCCCGGAGAGUGACUUCGAGACAGUGCGCACAAGCAACGCGGCAAUUUUAAAUCGUCUUGGUCUUGUGCCCCUGGAGAUACCAGACGGUCACCACAAGAAGCGUCUAGCUGGUCCAGAGCCACCAGAAUUAUCCCACCCCCAGACACGCUUGCACCAGCCUUACAGCCGUCGUCAUGGCCAUCGCGACAGUCACGUGUACGUCGUGAAAUUACCAGCGAGUCCGCCGUACUACACGAUCACAAAGCCCCACAAGUCACCACCAAAAGAUGAUAAACUAUCAAGUAAAAUGGCAACGAGUAUAAACGGCCUGAGCCCAAGUGUUGUCCAUCAAUCAUCGUCCGUUGGUUUCCACAGCAAUGGCAAACCAGCAAAGAUAUACCACUGGAAUCUCCCAGUCAUGAAGAAAAUCGGCGAGAAGAAACGAUUGCACGCCCAAUUCCGAAUGGAUCAGCUGAGAAAGAAAUUGGCAUCUGAAAAAAUUAUGGAGACCAACAAAUUACUCAGACAUAAUAACUCUCUCAAUGUCCCCAUGAAGCUCCUGAAGAGUGAUGACAACCUCAACCGAUUAUCCAGCAACAGUCUUCCCAAUCAAUCACCGAUCAAGCACACGAGAAAUAAUGACAAAAUUUUGAAUUAUCCUGAUGAAUCUAGUCGUGCUAAUGGUAUUGUUGACAAGAUUAAUGGAACACACAAGAUGUUCAGACUUGAGGAUUCAAUGCUUUAUCAUCUCGCUGAUAACUCGAAGGAUCGUCUUAACACCUGGAUCUCCAAUGAUCUUCAUGGAAUGAAAACCAGUGGUUUACAGAAACCGAAAAAACACCGGAAGAAGGCAGCCAUGUCCUACUAUGCACCCAUCACGGCUAAAACCGGCUCAACGAGCAUCCACAAGAACUUCCCCGGGAACGGGAAGCCCAAAGCCUUCUACGUUAUGGAGAAGAGCCGUAAACCAGUUUACUAUCAUCCCCUCCUACCGUAAUUCGAUUGAGUCUUAAUCGAGGGGAGAAACGAAUAGCGAGGGGGGGUAUAUCAUUUUACGACUGAUGACUUAUUACAUUUGUUUUUUUUUUUCGAGUCUUAUGAUAAUGACUGAGAGAGAAAGAGACUUGACAACUUUUUCAACGAAACAAUUCUUCAGGUCUUCGAUUUUUCAGGUUUUCAGGUUUUCAGAUUUCCAGGCCCUCGGGACGAUUUUUUUUUUAUUUUUCUUUUUUUUGAAAAACUUCCGCCAAAUUUUUUUCGACGAUUUUAUUUCAAUUCGUUUAGGUAUUCAUUUAAGUCUGGCUCAAUGUAUCAUUGCAAUGAGAUACAAAUCUCGGUACAUCUGUUAAUCCAAAUGAAUUG
Molecule: messenger RNA, 1552 nt
Organism: Fopius arisanus
Lineage: Eukaryota; Metazoa; Arthropoda; Insecta; Hymenoptera; Braconidae
Exons: 2
Coding region: 147-1187 (346 amino acids)
Source: RefSeq, a predicted model, not a curated record